Perca fluviatilis (European perch) is the source of this 3878-nucleotide messenger RNA. It is a transcript of the gene sec62, whose product is annotated as SEC62 homolog, preprotein translocation factor. Gene Ontology annotation, cellular component: endoplasmic reticulum; endoplasmic reticulum membrane. NCBI's taxonomy places the organism in Eukaryota, Metazoa, Chordata, Actinopteri, Perciformes, Percidae. The record is from RefSeq and is a predicted model, not a curated record. Gene Ontology annotation, biological process: post-translational protein targeting to membrane, translocation. The transcript is spliced from 8 exons. The coding region runs from base 41 to 1321 and encodes 426 amino acids.
CGCAGCCUCGCGCCCGUCAGAGAAGCUGAGUUGGGGGAUCAUGGCGGAGCGCAGGAGGCACAAGAAACGGAUCCAGGAGGUGAGCGAGCCCACCAAGGAGGAGAAGGCGGUGGCCAAGUACCUCCGAUUCAACUGCCCAACCAAGUCCACCAACAUGAUGGGCCACAGAGUCGACUAUUUUAUUGCCUCCAAGGCAGUGGACUGUCUGAUGGACUCCAAGUGGGCCAAGGCCAAGAAGGGAGAGGAGGCGCUGUUCACCACCAGGGAGUCUGUGUUGGAUUACUGCAACAGACUCCUAAAGAAGCAAUUCUUCCACCGGGCUCUCAAAGUGAUGAAGAAAAAGCCUGAGAAAGACACCAAGAAAGAGAAGGAGAAAGAGAAAGAGAAGGAGAAAGAUAAGGAUAAAGAGAAGACCAAGGGGGACAGCAGCAAAGAGGAGGAGAGAAAAGGGAAGAAGGAGAAAGAGAAGAAGAAAGAGUCUGAGGCUGUUGAAACCAAGAAAGAGAAGAACGAUGACAGUCCUGGAACCCCCAAGAAGAAGAAAGAGGUGAAGAAGAAGUUUAAACUGGAGCCUCAUGAGGAUCAGCUGUUUCUAGAUGGAAAUGAGGUGUAUGUGUGGAUUUACGAUCCUGUUCAUUUUAAGACAUUUGCCAUGGGACUGAUACUCGUCAUUGCUGUGAUAGCAGCCACACUGUUCCCCCUGUGGCCAGCAGAAAUGCGUGUAGGAGUUUACUAUCUAAGUGUUGCGGCAGGCUGCUUUGUAGCCAGUAUAUUGCUUCUUGCUGUUGCCCGCUGCAUCCUCUUCCUGAUCAUCUGGCUGGUGACUGGUGGGCGCCACCAUUUCUGGUUCCUCCCCAACUUGACUGCAGAUGUCGGUUUCAUCGACUCGUUCCGGCCACUCUACACCCACGAGUACAAAGGACCACGAGCCAGCAAUAAGAAGGGCUCCGACAAGACGGACGAGAAGGACAACGAUGGCAACAAGGCUCAGAAGUCAGACAGCGAUGACAAAUCAGACAGCGAGAAGAAGGACGGCGAUGAGGAAGAGGAAGAGGAGGAGGAGGAGGAGGGCAAAGAGGCCGAGGAGAGUAAAGAAGCAGAGGGGGAGGGAACGGGGGCGGACCGCCACUCAGACACAGACAGCGACCGCCGGGAGGAAGAAGGCUCGCAGCACAGCAACGGGAACGACUUUGAGAUGAUCACCAGGGAGGAGCUGGAGCAGCACACAGAGGAGGAAGACCAAGAGGAGGAAGACGAGGAGACGCAAGAGAGGAAAGAAGGGGUUGAGAGUGAAACUAAACCCCAGACUGCUGAAACAUAAACUUCUUACAAUCCCAUCACUCUCUACUUUUUCUCUCUCUGGCCUUUCCUCCCUUCCUCUUGUGAUCCCAGGACCUGCUAUUCCAGCCUCUCUGAGCCUGCUGAGGCAGUGGAGAGGCUUCAUCUCUUCUUGUUGAGAUCUUCCACUAAACCGUUCCAAUAGAACAGUACUGGGAUAGACACAACAAUGAAAAGUAAACGGCUACAACAAUGGGGGGGGAAAUCUAAAAGAAGCCUUAUUGUGGAUCUUAUUCCUCCCACCCAAAUGUUAUUUAUGUAAAAGUGAAAACUGCCACUGACAUGUUUGCCUGAGGAAGUUGUCAACAAAAAAAUCAAACCAACAAACAGUGCUGAUAGAGUUUUCAUUUUUUUUCUUUUUCAUUUGUGGUUUCUGGUUUUCAUCUCAAGUUUCUUUUUGUCAUUUCAACUCAAAAUGUUUUAUUUUUGUCCUCUCUCUUUGGUUACAUUUGGAUGUGAGGUUGAAGCGAAGAAGAGCUAUCAUGCUUAACUGACCAGUAAGCGAAGACGUGCUGGUUUCUUGUUGGUACAGUCACAUUAGCAAGAAAGCCCCCGUUCUUUCACCUUUUGUUGGUGUUUUGGUGAGACAGUCUGAUAGCUUUCUCAGGCAGCCUUUGAAAGCCCUGACACACCAACCCGAUAAUCGGCCAUCGGACAGUCUGGCAAGGUCAGUGACUCGAGUCUGUUCGGUGUUCCAAGGCACUUUUUGGACUUCGGGGAGCCGACUGAUCAGUCCAACUGCCUUUUCUGCCGACGGUCGGCCAUCGGGUUGGUGUGUCAGGGCCUUAAAGCAAAGUAACCUGCUUUGAAACCCGAACCAAGCCAGAUGGACCAAAUCCUGUAGUUUACUCGAAGGACCCUAAAAGUCAACCAUGAUAUGGCUGGAUGGAGUAUUAUGAAAGCAGAGUAGCACGGCUCCUUGAGGUACUUGCCAUUUUCAGUAAGAAAAAAAAUGUCUUCUUUUUUUAAAUGGCUGAUGAUCAUAGUGCAAUCCUCUACACAGUCUGAAGUAGUUCAUGUUUAAUAAUGUGGGACUCAUCUUUAAGAGUAAAUGUGAGCAACUGGGAUACAGCUAGCAUACUUCAUCAAAGCUAGAAGAUGCUACGUUCACUGGUUAACUGUCUAUUUGCAAACAGAACCAGAUAUAAAGUAAACUCUAGUGCCAAACACAACUGAUAAUGAUGUUAUGCAUGCUGAUGUAAUAUGGAGAGUUGAGUGAAAGAGCGAUGGGUACGUUUUUGUUCAUUUCGUUAAUUUUGUAACCGCAGUGUCAAACUCCUCAAAAGGUUUGCAUCUUUGAAAAAAUAAAUUAAACACCGCACAAAGUUAUAAGUUUGUAGCUAAACAAAGAUUUUGGUCUCAGUGAAACCGUUUAAAGGUGUAAGCACUAGACUCCCAUCCAAACCAGUUCUGUCUAGUCUGCAUAAGCUGUUGUAUGAAAAUAGUGGUACUGGUCCACUAACCAGACCACAUUUCAUUUCCAAUCAAAGCCCAGUAGCUGGCGGCCGUGGUCCAAACUGUUCCUUCACAUUAUCUUCUGGCUAGAAAUGUCUUAGAUGCUUUUUUUAGUCAUAGCAAGGAUUAUAUAGUAUAAAAAAAAAAUAGAAAUGUAUCAUUUAUAUAUGGAUUAUAUUGAUAUAUCAACUAUAUAAAAUAAUUGCAGUCUAAAAACUAUAAAACAACUUUUUCCUUUUUUAUUGUUUUAGGGGAUAUAAUUUGUAUUCUGCAGAUUUUUGUUUUUAUACGAUCAUAAAGAGCAAAUUUAUUAUUUAAAGGAAAAAUCUGGGAUUAGAAAACCGUGGUAAUUUAUUAAAUAAACAUUUUUCUGUAUUUCUUUUUUUACAUUUGUCACUGUAACAUCUGGUUGUUUUUUUCCAACAAGAUUUCUCUCCCUAACACAUGGUCAGUCAUUAACCCAAGUUUAUAAAGCCAGUGCAUUGUGUAACACUGCUGGUUCCCACUUAAUCUGACGUGGCAAAAACUCCUCACAGUGAAACAGUAUCUUAAUAUACGUAUUUCACACAGCUUUCUGUAGUUAUUUGUUUUUCCUAAAAAUGUACUCACUUAGACUGUAUUUAGUCUUUUGUUCUGUCUCCUGUUAUCCCACUGAGGUUUGUAACUCUUCGACUUUCACCUCCAUGUUGUUUCUUUUCUUAUAUAUCUGGUUUUUUUUCUUCCCCAAACGGGCAAAGUGCAUCUCUAUGUCCUGAGUUGCCAGUCGCUGUACUCAAUAUUUGCAUAACCAUUUCACAAAAGAGAAUAAAAAGAUUCUCCCAAUUGUUCUUGACUGUUGCACAGUAUCGGUUUGUUGUAUAGUGUAGUAUUAUUACUCUCUAUGCUGCUGCUUCUCAUCGAACAUUUAUUGGGGAAUUAAAAAGUGACAUUGUCAAACGGGUGUCUUUUGAUCACCUAGUUGUCCACAUUUGGAUCAAUAUCAGUCUGAAGACGGUUUCAUGCAAUAUUGGAGUAUAAUUUAAUAAAACUGGAUGUCUGGAAAUAUAUCUGUAUCUUAUCAUUGCAAUAAAAAUAUAGAAAGCGCA